ACCUGAUUUCUUAUGCUCAGAUGUUUAUUAUCUUUGAUUUUUAUACACCUGCAUGAAUUUAUUUCCCAAUGCCCAUACAAGUAUAAAAGUUAUUCGCAAAUUUUUAAAACCCAUCAUUCUCAAUUAUAACUUCAAACACCGCAAGCAGCAAUCAAAAAUUAUAAACCAUGAAGGGAGUUUUGUCGAUUUUUUUGCUCUUCUCAGUUUUAUUAGCAGUAACAAGUGCUUAUCGUGAACCUAUACAAAGACCUAGACCAAAUCAACCUGGAUUUCCCAAUUUUCCUGGCCAAGGGCCAUUUAAUCCGAGACCAAGACCACCGUAUCCAAUAAGAAUGCGAAGAUCUCCUGAGCCAAAGAAAAGAGGAAAGAUUACAAUCGAAGCACAAAAAGAGGGCAAAAAGUCAUCAUAUAAUGUGGAUUUAGGACACGAAAUUUAUACAAAUAAACAUGGUAGCAUUAGCGUUAAUGCAGGUGUGAACAAAGACCCAUACAGAAAGCCACAAAGUCACGUUGGAAUCCAAGGAAGUUUUAGAUUUUAAUUUAAUAAAAAUGAAAAAUAAAGUAUCAAACAAACUCAAACAUGAAUAUAUUUUGUAAUAUUACCAAUUUUUAAAGAUUUGAUAAUAAAAUGAAAAAAUAAAAUUA
Leptopilina boulardi is the source of this 645-nucleotide messenger RNA. RefSeq lists its product as uncharacterized. NCBI's taxonomy places the organism in Eukaryota, Metazoa, Arthropoda, Insecta, Hymenoptera, Figitidae. Bases 168 to 539 code for a protein of 123 amino acids. The record is from RefSeq and is a predicted model, not a curated record. The transcript has 3 exons.